AUGGGGGUACUGAUGAGUGACUUUUCAAAACUACACGUUAAGUUACUCCCAAAUGCACGCUAUUUUCAUGCACAUUUGCCUUUGGUUAUUUUGUUUUCGGUUUUGUUCAUCGGAAUGCUUUCAAAAGAGGAGCAUGACACUGCAGUGAAGCAAAGAUGUUGGCUGUUGGAGGAUGUCAUUCCAAACGUUCUGAAUGAGUUAAAAGCACAGCUGGAGGAGCUGCAAAUUAAGGUUUCCAGUUACCAUCAAGAUCAUUUAAUUAAGGCUGCAAUAAAUAGUGAUAUGCCAUACUUUCUAGAACAGGCAAAGCAGGCCAGCAAUUAUUUAUCACUUGCUUCGAACAGACUCAAAUCAUUUGUUACACCUUCUUAUAAACAAGCCACUAUUGCAUUUCUAGAAGAUAUGUAUCAAUAUAUCGACCGUGCACUUCAUGCAUUUGACUAUCCCAGCGAGGCAGCAUUAUUUCCCUACAAAGUGUGCCACCCGAAAUUUUUCAGCCCACCAUUAAAGCAGGACCUUGUUAUUGAAUUCUGUGUAAGAGACAUAUACAUUGCAUGUAAUAUUUACGCUCUCGAUUACAACUUUUUAAAGCAUGGGCAUAGUAAAACAGCUUCGGAAGAGCGGGCAUUUGUGACAUAUAAAGAUAAACCUGUAAUGAUUUUGGAAACUGUAAAGACGCAAGCCCAAUCCCCUAUGUUGACAGAAUUUAAAACCUUGACGAAAAGCAUCCUGGAACAAUGUCAAACUUAUAAACAAAUGCUGCUGCAAAUUGAAGCAUGA
Messenger RNA from Mycotypha africana, 780 nucleotides. RefSeq lists its product as uncharacterized. The transcript has 8 exons. Bases 1 to 780 code for a protein of 259 amino acids. The record is from RefSeq and is a predicted model, not a curated record. NCBI's taxonomy places the organism in Eukaryota, Fungi, Mucoromycota, Mucoromycetes, Mucorales, Mycotyphaceae. Gene Ontology annotation, cellular component: RAVE complex.